UCGUCAGAAACGGACGUGCGUCGUGGCGAAAAUAUAAAUUAUACUUGUGGAAAAUCGCAGCGGAGCGUGGCGGCGUGCGUAAAAGUCUCCGGGAUUUCCCCUUCGUUUUCCGCAGAAUAACUAAAUAAAAUCAAUGCAGCAAGUGCGAAUGGUAGUCCCCCAAGUAACUCAUUAAAACAACUGGCGCAGACAUGUUGAAUACGCACUUUAGCAAACACGAGGCACAACUGGGCAAACAUAAUUAAUGGCGUCGCUGUGAAGUGUGUGCGUGUUUUAAAAUAAAAACCAAAAUUAAUUGCAUUUCGAGCAUUUUUAAAUACGCAUCGAGUGCCAUUGUCAAUCGGCUGGAUUUUCUGUGGUUUCACUGGGCGAGUAUAAACAACAGAACUCUGAACUUAAGUGAAGUGUUGUGAGUGUGGCCAGCGUUACGGUGGGUCGCUUGUUGUGCGCGCAAUUUCCGGUUUCCGUUUCCGCCGGAGCAACGUCCGUGUCCGGCCGACUAGGCGCAACAUUAAUUUGCCAACGCCAAAAGAGUAAUCACAGCUCAUACAAAAAAAGAACUGGGUUUAUUGGCCGAAAGAUAAACAAGACAGAAAAGUGCUAAAUUUCCGUGUAAAGAGCAGAGUUAAGCUCAAAAAAAAAUUAUCAAAAUAAUUGAAUACGAAAACAAAGAAAAGACUUGAAAAAGUGUUACCUACUUAACAGGUGAGUGAUUAAUGCGAUGACAGUUGGAUUUUGUUGUCAUAUCGAUUGAUGUUAGUAAGAAUUGUUCAGGCAUAUGUUAAGGUAUUCCUCUACAAAUAGUACACAUGUGCCAACCUGAAAGCUGAGCGGUUUCGGACGGAAAAAAGCCGAAGUCGAAUAGGAAAAUCCAUACCAACGAAUUCCUGGAUAAGUGAUGAAGUCAUGAGACCGACAUUCGAUCGACGCCUCUGGAUAUUAUUGUUCAUUAUUUCAGUACAAUGUACCACCUACACACAGCCACAGAAUAUCAACGCCAAGUCAGUGCAGAAGACAAAGCCCGCCGAGCGUCGAGAAGCCAGCAGCAGGAGCAGCAGCUCCAUCAGCAGCAGCAGUCUCAGUUGGCCGAGCAUAUCAGCCGAGUCGCUCGACCAGCCAGUUGACCACCGCGGCAUUGGCGAGGCUAAGCCGACGAAAUGCGCCAAGAACUGCCAGAAGGCCAAGGCCAAGUGGCGGGCGGUGUUGAAGCCACACCACCAGGCCCACCGAGCCGCUCUCCACAAGGAGGCGAGGCGAAGGCAGCGCCGCGAAACGGAGGAGGAUGUGCUGGACCCCGUUUUGCGUUCCAGCUCGACGAGCACCUCCACGGCGGUGGCCACCACAGUCCAGGUGGCCACCAGCUCCAGUUCCCUGGCCACCAGGAGUUCGCUCGCUAACGAAACGAAGGCCAAGCGACCGCGUUCCACGCUCCAUUUGGCACCCGAGGACUUGCAGCCCAAGCCAAAGGAGCCGGUGAUCAUCAUUGAUGAUGUCGAGGAGUUCGACAGUGGCACCAGCACCAGUGACUUAAUCGCGCGGAAGAGCCGCGAGGAGGCGGAAGAGGACGAGGACGAAGGUCCUCUGGAGCCGCGAGUCCUUCCCCUGCGUCCCGUGCCACCGAAUCCUUACGAGGCGGAGGAGAUGUCCGUGGUGUACGCCGAGCAGCACUCGGAGAUAAAGCUGAUGUGCGAGGUCGAUCUGGACAUUGCCACCAGCAUGUGGUACAAGAACGGCCAGGUGGUCCACGCCAUGGACCGCACCACCCGCGUCACCGACUACCGCUUCAUCAAGGAGGCCAAUGGGGCACUAACCAUCACCAACGUGAUGCUCGAGGACGACGGCAAGUGGCAGUGCGAGGCGGAGAACACGCGCCGCUACACGGAGAACGCCCGUCCCGUCAAGCUGGUCGUCCUGGAUCGUCCAAAGCCUCCGUAUCUCCUGAUUGAUUCGCGGCGCCUGGACGCCAGCAACCUGUUCGUGCCCGUGAAGGAGAACUCCGAGCUGAACCUGGCCUGCGUGAGCGAAGGAGGGAAUCCGCGACCCACGCUCACCUGGGAGGUGCUCCUCAGUCCCGGCGUGGACAGACAUGCCCAGAAGGUGUCCGCCGAAGUGCUGGAGCUGGAGGAGAUCAAGGGCGAGAAGCUGGACAAGGAUGGCUACAGGAUCAACAGCGGGGCGAAGAGCGAGGCUCGAUUGCCGGCGGUCUACAGGGCUCAUCACAACGCUCGAAUCCUGUGCGUCAUGGAGCAUCCCACGCUGAAAAUCCGUCAGAACGCCUCUCUUCUCCUGGAUGUGCAAUACACGCCCUCCUUCGCCAUUUCCCGCACACCUGGCUUCGGUUAUCCACUCCGCGAGGGCAUCGAAGUUAGCCUCAAGUGCGACGUCGACUCCAAUCCUCCGAGCACUCCGCGCUGGCAGAAGGACGACGGUGACACGCCGGUGCCGCAAACGGGCGACGGCUUCCUCAACUUCACCUCGAUAAGGCGGGAGCACUCCGGCUGGUACAAGUGCACGUCCCGGCACCUCAACUUCCAGUAUUCCUCGAUUGGCUAUUACCUCAGCGUGCGAUACGAUUCGGUGGAUGUGACCUCGGAGCCGGAUGAUCAGGAUGUUUCCGUGGCAGCUGCCUCGCACAACCCCAACAAGGGGCAGCUGGAAGUGCAGCUGGGCGGCGCGGUAACCCUCCAGUGUCCUCAAGGUUCCCUCGGCUGCUGGUCGCACUUGGACCCCAUUUCGGCCCGGUUGCGUGGCCUUGGCUACGGCAGCAGCCAACCCACCGGCCAGUUCUCGCUGAAGGACGUCAUGUACCAGGAUGCCGGCAUGUACAAGUGCGUGGGCCAAUCGCCGACCAACAAGAAGAAGCUCGAGGUCCUGCAGAGCGUCACGGUCUCAGUGAAGGGUGCUCCCACAGUGAUGGCUCUGAACUCCACACCUAUUGCCUAUCCGGGAUCUCCGCUGCACCUGAACGUGGAGUUCUGCGCCAAUCCGCCGGCUCAUGCCGCCCGCUGGUUGCACGGAGAUCGGGUCUUCACGCCGGGAAAUCAAUAUGGCAGCACGGUGCUGGCCUACGCAGUGAAGGACCUGCCCACGCCGUUCUGCAAGGAGGCGCGGCUGACCUACGUCAGUAUGCACGAAAGGGUGCCAAGGACCUUCUACUUCAUUGUUUCGACGCCAGGUGGCGUUGCCGAGGCGGUCUUCAAUGUGAACUUCACCAAGCGCCAUCGGCAGCUGUCCAAUUCCAUCGACGACGACGACGAGGAGGAGGAGCUCAAUCGGCCGGAGCAGAUCCACUUUCCCGUCUUCAACGGCAGUCCCGCCGAGGGGCGUGGCUGGUGGGCGGUGGUUUCCAGCCUGGUGGUUUUAGCCAUGGCAAUUAGAAAGAGCCAUUAGAUUAAGGUCAGAUCGUGUGAGAGUGAGAGUUGCGUGAAUGAUUUCUAUGGGAGUGAGUGACGCGUUUAUUACACCGAAUGUUCUAUGUAACCUAACCCCCUAUGGCUAAGCAUAUGUAUGGAUUUACCCAAUUACUCGACAUUACCACGUGGACUAUGCUACACACCUACUACUCUAUAUAGCAAUAUGUAUGUGUAUCUGUAACCGAUUUAGCCAAGCAUCAAAAUUGCCCUAGGCUAAGACCCCAGGCCCAUCAGUAUCCCUAAAAAAAACGUAAAGAAAACACUCUUCUAGAAGCCCCAAAAAAGGUAUCGACUCUUUAACCCUAAGCUACUCGAAUAUUUUUACUGUAACCCCUAGCUGUAGCUGUAAUGGUAACUGUAACCCUAUCGCUGUAUGUCAAUGUGUAUGAGUGUGCGCUUAACUUAAAUGCCAAAGCCAAACAGAAAAUCGUAAGGAAAGUUUACAAUUCUUUGGAAAAAAACAUUGUUAAAAAGUUGAUUAUUACGAGUACUUUAAGUUCCUUUUCGAUGGAGAAGAUCGAUCGAGAAAGCGACUGAUUUUGUUAAAUAUUUUGAAAAUGUUUAGAACUAAAAGCACGAGGAGAAGAACCUAUAGUUUAAAAUUGUAAAUGAAGAAUCGAAAGACGAAGUAAUACUUACCAGGCACGAACAAAUUCCUUCCAUUUGAAAAGUUUGCCCCAGAGCAAAGAAACUGUAAGAUAUUUUGGGAAAUGAAAUUAAGCGAAUGAUCAAAAGAGUUUUAACCUAAACGAAUUGGGUUCCAUUAAGCAUUAAAUCUCACCUUAUAGUUUCCUAUGAUUUUCCAAUCGUUUGAAAGGACCAAAAACGAAUCGUUUCCAUUUACUACGAAUAUUUUUAUAACUCAAGCGUAACAUAAUUAUAGCCCAAAAACAAAUGAGAGACCCUCCACAUAAGCGAUAAUUGUAUAUAAAUGUUCAAGUAGAGAAUUGCUCAACCCAAAGGAUAAAAUCGAAAAUAAAAAAGUAUAAUAUAACAAGUGUUAAAUGUUGUUUGAAAGCAAAAAAGGCGAUUAAAAUAUCAUAUGUAGCGGUUCCACGAGUAAAUUAAACAAUAAUGUAUGUAAUAUAUCAGACCACAGACACUUAAAGUUUGAUUACCAACUAUUGUAUGAUAUUUCAGUUUAUGGAUCAGCAAAGAGUCGGCGAAAUCGCUUGCUUGCCACAGAAUUUUUGUACAAAGCCCAAGCUUUUGUAAUUUAUUUCUUAGUCGAUCUAAGCUUCAGAUUAUUCUAUAUCCCUAUGCGCAAUACGUAUAAAUAUAUAUAUCGUUAGGCUAAGAGAUCAGUGUAAAAACCAGAAAUACUUAGAAGAACCUAACGCCAAUUUAAGCUACAGCAGAAUUACAUUUGCAUUUGCCGAGUUCCAAGAAUUCUGGCAAAGGGCAGAUGGCAUUGUAAAACGAUAUGUUUAAAUUGAGGUUUAAUUAACCAUUAAUAAGAAUAUACAUGUAUUGAAAGGGUGUGUUCGCAGGCAUACCUGUAUGUGUGUACCCUAUGUAUAGUUGAGUUUAGUGAUUUUGCUCCUUGGGUUUAUUGUCAGCAAAAAAUUGCGAAUUGUAUGAACAAAGCAAGCAAACAAACACGUCGUCAUGUUAACUAACAAAUAAAUUACUAAGCCAGUGAAUGGUCAGUGCGUACUGUAUUUAUGAUUCAUUGUGUUGGUAAUAUUUACGAAAUAUUAUUUAUAACGAAGCCAACAAACAACAAAGAAACAAACAAACAAACAUAUAUUACUAAUGAAAGUACUAGAUCCUAAGUGCAACGCAAACCGAAUGUGGCAAAUUAAUUUUAAACCAAUGAGUAAUUACGAUACGAGAGACAGAAUGUUCAUCUGUAGUGCAAAAUGUUUGGGAGUAGGGACACUAAUAACCCAUACAAUUACAAUUACGAUUACAAAUACAAAUACAAAUACAAAUACGAAAUACAACAAUACGUGUUACAAUAAGCAGAAACGGUUUACUUAUAUAAGUCAUAGGCCCAAGAGAAAUGUAAGCAACCACCACCAACAAACAACAAACAACAACAACAACAAGAACGACAACAACCACAAGAAAACACUUUUAGCCCUAAACGAAGCCUCGGAGAUGGCCAGAAACUUCGGCCAGGGAGCGGAUAUGGCCCAAAGCCGACAAAACAGAAUCAAAAACUAACUCUUAAGCGACCCCGCUCACUGCCCCAAACGCAAUGCAAUAACUCCGAAUUCUUGGCAAAGGGUCGGGCCAUCCGGCCAACAAACUGUUACAUUUAAGCCAACAACGCAGGGCAAUUGGCCAGGUGAAGUGGGGCGGGGAGAGGUCAGGUCAGAACAGAAGAGGGCAGGGCAGCCUGCCGAGAAAAUUUACAAGUUUAAGUGACAAAGCAACAAAACAAAAUAGCCAAUUUAGCAUAAAGUAAAACACAAGCCGAGAAGAAUGCAAAUAAAAAUGCAGAUAAAAAUGAAAAGCGAGCGGAGCGGCGAACAGAAACCAAACAAAACAAAAACACCGUACACACAACACACAGAAAUGAAA
This is a messenger RNA of Drosophila ficusphila, 5942 nucleotides long. It is a transcript of the gene tei, whose product is annotated as irregular chiasm C-roughest protein. Gene Ontology annotation, biological process: cell-cell adhesion. Gene Ontology annotation, molecular function: cell adhesion molecule binding. NCBI's taxonomy places the organism in Eukaryota, Metazoa, Arthropoda, Insecta, Diptera, Drosophilidae. Bases 907 to 3390 code for a protein of 827 amino acids. Gene Ontology annotation, cellular component: cell-cell junction. The transcript has 13 exons. The record is from RefSeq and is a predicted model, not a curated record.